UCAAGAGAAGUUUCGCCGCUCCGGCCUCCGGUAGCUCUACACCACCGCGAUCUGUCCUGUCGUCCUCCAUUUGCGGCGGCGAUGGCGCUCUCCUCCCGGCCGCACCACCUUCUGCGCCCGCUCCUCCGCGGGUUCCACGCCUCCGCGCAGGCCCUGGCGCGGGCGGAGCCGCACGAGUUCUCCAAGCCUACCGGCUACUUGGGCAGCUGGGAGCCCGCGGAGGAGCCCCGGGAGGCGUGGGCGCAGCUGGACCGGCUGCGGAAGGGGUACGCGCGCGACGUGCGGCAGCUGCGGCGGGAGUACGCCUACGAGGUGCAGCUGAUGGAGGCUGAGCGGCAGCGGAAAGCCGAGGCGCGUGCCGAGGCCGCCCGCGUCGCUAACGAGGAGCGCAAGGCAGCCAAGGCCGCCGCCGCGCAGACGCGCGCGGCCGAGCGGCGCGCGUUCGAGGAGGACUUCCGCCAGGCCCUUAUGAAAGAAAGAGCUGAGAAGCUGGAGAGCUGGAGGAAAAAGGAGAAGCUCCGGGAGCAGAAGAAGGCGGAGCAGAAGGAGCUCUUGCGCAAGAAGAGCAGUGUGUGGCUUGCUGAAGAUAAACUUGAAGAUCAAAUACUCGAUGCUAUCAGGAAUACCACUCCUCUAUAAGGUUGAUUCUGCGAGGAAUCGUGCUGCUACUAUUCUGUCCUAAUUGGCGCCACUGCAAUCAACAUGCGAGAGAAGCGGGAUGUGAUGACUGAUGAGAAGGUGAACGUGAAAAGAAGAGGCAAAGGGCAAAAGCAAAAUGGUGCAAAAGCGCCGCAUGAUGCUUCCUUGAACCUUUGUUGUCACGCCGCGAGAGGAUCAUGAUUUCGCCCUCAGCCCUGUGCUCGCAUUCUCAAGAUAAGAUACGCACAACUGCUGUACCAUUUACACGCAGUCACUUCUCCAGUGGUAAACUUGCUUUUUUUUUUAUGAAACAGGUAAACUUGCAUCUUGCCUAUGGUCCACGGUUCCUUGUUCCACACCUGAAGCUAGAAAUAUUUUAGAACACUGGAAUUUCUGUAAAGGAUCGUACAGCUUGCAAACAAGUUCAGGCCUAUGUGCAAAAUGGGUACAUUUCCUA
Messenger RNA from Panicum virgatum (switchgrass), 1096 nucleotides. RefSeq names its product caldesmon-like. The record is from RefSeq and is a predicted model, not a curated record. Lineage: Eukaryota; Viridiplantae; Streptophyta; Magnoliopsida; Poales; Poaceae. The transcript is spliced from 3 exons. The coding region runs from base 82 to 639 and encodes 185 amino acids.